UAUUCGCUACUGUCAUUUGAAUAAUCUGGAAAAAUAACCUAUUUUUUUAAUAUUUUAAAUAAAAUAAUUAUUUUUAAAUGAAACUCGUCUUGUUAUAUAUUUAAUAAAUAGAUUCAUAAAAUAAAAUGCAUACUGCCAGUCGUUUGGCUAGAAACUCUUUUUUGAGUGUUAAACUGAAGAAUCUGUCUAUAAGAUUACCUCGCAACUUUACAAAAGUUGCAUCACAUAGUAAGCCGGUGGAAAUUGAUGGCAAAGUAUUACGGUAUGGUUAUGGAAUUUACGGGUUACGGAACAGUCGCAGUUGCUGCCAUAGCGAGAUUUAUUUUCCUACAUCGCGACAGGUAGCGAGUACGAGAUUUUACUCUACAGGGAAUAAAAAUGAUCCCCCGGAGGGUGAUCCAGAGGGGAAAGAUGAUGCUCCUUUAUUCUCAAGCCAGCUUCCGGCCACAGUUGCUGUGCCUGAAGUUUGGCCACAAGUUCCAGUUAUUGCUAUUAAUAGAAAUCCAGUGUUUCCAAGAUUUAUAAAAUUAAUUGAGAUCAGUAAUCCAGUUCUAAUAGAUCUAAUCAGACGUAAAGUAAAAUUAAAUCAACCUUAUGUUGGUAUAUUUUUACGUAAGAAAGAAGAAGACAAAUCUGAUGUAGUGUCCAGUUUGGAUGAGUUGCAUGAUGUUGGAGUGUUUGCACAAAUACAUGAGAUGCAGGAUAUGGACUAUAAGCUGAGGCUGGUCGUGAUGGCACACCGCAGGAUCAAGAUUACAGGCCAGUUUGUUGAGGAGGAGAUAGAAACUGGUCCAGCAGAAAUGAAGCUGAAGUUUCCCUUAUUUAACGUGGAGUUUGACGUUACGCGUGAAGAGACAGAUGCCGAGAGACGCCGACGGAAGUACCGUAAUUCGAGGAAAAAGGUCGAUCCACAGGCUGACAGUACCAAGGAGGCGCCCAAAAAACCUCCGCCAGACCAGGUCAUGAUGGUGAAAGUGGAGAACUUGACGCACCAAAAGUUCCAACAGACUGAAGAAGUGAAGGCGUUGACUCAAGAAGUCAUCAAAACUAUACGGGAUAUCAUCAAUUUGAAUCCUCUAUAUAGGGAGUCCCUUCACCACAUGUUGGCUCAGGGCCAGCGCGUGGUCGACAAUCCUGUGUACCUGAGCGACCUCGGGGCCGCGCUCACUGGCGCCGACACCGCCGAACUGCAAGCCGUACUUGAAGAAAUGGAUAUACCAAAAAGACUGAUGAUGUCACUCUCUCUGCUGAAGAAAGAGUAUGAACUAUCGAAACUACAGCAGAAGAUAGGUAAGGAAGUGGAGGAGAAAGUGAAGCAGCAACAUCGAAAAUAUAUACUACAUGAACAGCUCAAAGUUAUUAAGAAGGAGCUAGGCCUAGAGAAGGACGACAAGGACGCGAUAGGGGACAAGUUCCGCGAGCGUCUCGCUGACAAGACCGUCCCACAAGCGGUGCAGACCGUCAUCGACGAGGAGCUCAACAAGUUGAACUUCUUGGAGAGCCACAGCUCCGAGUUCAAUGUGACACGAUGCUACCUGGACUGGCUGACUUCCCUUCCAUGGGGCAUCACAUCUGAAGAGAACCUGAAGUUGGAAGAUGCACAGGUUAUCCUCGAUGAAGACCAUUACGGUAUGGAGGACAUCAAGAAGCGGAUCCUCGAGUUCAUAGCCGUGUCGCAGUUAAAGGGCAGCACCCAGGGCAAGAUUCUUUGCUUCCAUGGUCCACCUGGUGUGGGCAAGACUAGUAUAGCACGGUCGAUCGCGCGAGCUCUGAAUCGCCAGUACUUCCGGUUCUCGGUGGGCGGCAUGACGGACGUGGCAGAGAUCAAGGGUCACCGCCGUACAUACGUGGGCGCCAUGCCCGGCAAGCUGGUGCAGUGUCUCAAGAAGACCGCCACCGAGAACCCGCUCGUGCUCAUCGACGAGGUCGACAAAAUUGGCAAAGGUGUCCAUGGUGACCCAUCGUCAGCGCUACUAGAGCUUCUCGACCCUGAGCAAAACGCCAACUUCUUGGACCACUACCUGGACGUGCCUGUGGACCUCUCCAAGGUGCUGUUCAUUUGCACAGCAAAUGUAGUUGACCUUAUACCUGAACCGCUCCGGGACAGGAUGGAGCUGAUCGAUAUGUCUGGUUACGUGGCGGAGGAGAAGUUGGCGAUAGCACAGCAGUACCUGGUGCCCACCGCUCGCACCAACUGUGGCCUCACUGCCGAGCAGUUGGAUCUCACUGCCGAGUCGCUGCACACACUCAUACGUUCCUACUGCCGGGAGUCGGGCGUUAGGAACUUGCAGAAGCAUAUCGAAAAGAUCGCGCGUAAAGUGGCAUACAAGAUAGUGAAGAAAGAGAUGGAGCAGGUGACAGUGACGGAUGCCAACUUGAGCGAGCUGGUGGGCAAGCCGACGUUCAAGCACGACCGCAUGUACGAGGACACGCCGCCUGGAGUUGUCAUGGGGCUCGCCUGGACCGCUAUGGGUGGCAGUACACUAUAUAUCGAGACGGCCCUCCGGAACACGCAGCGGGACGACAAGUCGCUGUCUGGCUCGCUGGAACUGACGGGUCACCUGGGCGACGUGAUGAAGGAGUCCGCCCGGAUCGCGCUCACCGUCGCCAGGAACUACCUCACCAGUCAUCAUUCGGACAACGACUUCCUCAACACCAGCCACCUGCACCUGCACGUGCCGGAGGGCGCGACGCCGAAGGACGGCCCGUCGGCCGGCGUGACCAUCGCCACCGCGCUGCUGUCGCUGGCGCUGCGGCGGCCCACGCGCCGCGACCUGGCCAUGACGGGCGAGCUGUCGCUCACUGGCCGCGUGUUGCCCGUCGGCGGCAUCAAGGAGAAGAUCAUCGCGGCGAAACGAGUGGGUAUAAACUGCGUGAUAUUGCCGGAGGAGAACCGACGCGACUUCGACGACCUGCCAUCCUUUAUAAAGGAGAAUAUCGACAUACACUUCGUGAAUGUGUACGACGACGUGUUCAAAAUCGCCUUCGACCAACAGCAGGUUUAGUUUCAUGCAAAUUUAGACUCUAUUGUAUUGUAGUUAGUCACAGUUCAGAGUAUCGAAUGUUUGUUCAGCCAUGAGUCGUCUAAAGUUGUUAGUAUGUAAAUUAGAUUGUAUUUAUUAUGUAGAUAUUGACGAUAAUUAUGUAGUGCGUUUGUUUUCCCUGUGGGUGUGUCAUUUGUGCAUCAAUUUAGCCCAAAAGAGUGGGGGUACAAUUCAUAACCUUAACUAAGUGAGCAGAUAUUUUAUUUAAAUUGUCUUAAAAACAUGUUGUAAAUUUUGAUUCAAAAAUAGUCUUGUAAAAUGUUACAUUUUUAAAUGCUUUUAAGGUUGAAAACCAAAUAUGCUGUAUAAUGUUGGAUAAAAUUGGCAAAGUCAUUAUCAAAUUUCUACAAAAGACUUAAAAUUGAACAUGCAAUGGAGCGGAAAUAAUAAAUUGUUCGUGUAAAUCUAAAAUUAUUCCUAAAUGACUGCUGUGUUUGGUUUGGAAUUUUGUAUGUUUCCUUAAAUAUAUCGAAUUUUUCAAAUCGGACAACUUACAGUCAUGCAUUUUAAAAAUCUUAGUCGUAUGAUAGAAUGUAAAUAAUAGUAAUUAAGUUAGAUUUAGUUUAACCUUAAAUUGUUGCUUUAGUUUGUAAGAAAGUUGUUAUAUGAGUGUAAAUUUUCAUUUAUAUAUUUUUUUUAUAAUAAUAACUGCCGCUAUUAAAUAAUAAAUUACAUUUACUUAGAUCUACUAGCCACCGAACUAGGCCGAGCCUGUAUCUCUGUGGAUAGUUAAAUAACUUCCUUUGACUUAAAUAUUUAUAAAAGACAUUACAAUAUCUAAUAUAAACACACUUAAAUUUGCAAUGUCCAAGAUAAUUUUGGUGUAACAUAGUUAAAUGUGGGCAGUAUCAUAUUAUAUUAAAGUUGGAUUAUUAAAGUAAAUAUUUUUUUAUAUUAUGUAGUUUAUAAUUUCACAUUUAUAUGAAUAAGUAUCCCUACAGAGUUCAAGCUGUGUACAAGUGUUUUGCUGACAGUCCUCGCGUUCACACUGGAACAAAGGUGGUGUAAACUAAUUCUUAUUACAUUACUGCAUCGAGUAUGUACAAUAUUGCGGACCGCGUGUAUGCAGAUUAGGUUCUGUAGGGUUACUUAUCUAUGUGUUCAUGUCCCCUAUCUAUGAAUAUAUGAAUUAAUAGAUGAAUUUAAAGUUAUUAGACAUUGCUUCUGAAGGAAAUAUUGCUGUUUGAAUAAUAUAAAUAUUAUUUUUAAAACAAAUUAAACCAAAUCCUUUUUAUUAUUACACUAAAUACAUUUAUUACCCUUAGCUUCGUUUAAAGGACAAGUCAAAGCCCAUUUUCUUUCACUGUAGUUAACUUUUUCCUUUCUUACUUUAUUUCUUUUUUAAUUUUACUAGAUUCGUUAUAUAUAUGUAGUAUAUAUUGUUAUAAUAGGUAGUUUAAUAAAUAAUAUGUAUUGUACGUAAAAAUUAUUAAUUCACUCUUGCGCCACCUACCCACUUCUAUGUGUUCUCCUUUAACCAAAAGUUGUCUUUAAGAGAUUGUCCUAGCGAUAACACCCGAUGUACCUUUAUGCAUAUAUUUUAAUCUGUACUUUAUGCUACUGUAUUUCAAUUGUUUAUAUGUCAUUAUUUUUGUUUCGGGUGCAAUAAACAGUUAAAUAAAUAAAUAAUAGUAGAGAUUAAAACAAUGCAUACCACAAAUGUUAUGUCCUCCGCGGCCUAGACGUACGAUCAGGUUCGAUUCCUGGUUAAGGCAAUUUAGUAAAUAUUUUUAAGUUUGGACGUUUGUGUGAGUCACCAUCAGAUACUUGAUGGCUGGUUACUUAUAUGGAAUUUAAUU
Molecule: messenger RNA, 4843 nt
Organism: Galleria mellonella (greater wax moth)
Lineage: Eukaryota; Metazoa; Arthropoda; Insecta; Lepidoptera; Pyralidae
Gene: Lon
Product: lon protease homolog, mitochondrial
Exons: 14
Coding region: 126-3005 (959 amino acids)
Biological process (GO): mitochondrion organization; protein quality control for misfolded or incompletely synthesized proteins; protein catabolic process
Cellular component (GO): mitochondrial matrix
Molecular function (GO): serine-type endopeptidase activity; single-stranded DNA binding; ATP hydrolysis activity
Source: RefSeq, a predicted model, not a curated record